ACUCAUAUCUAGCUAGCUAACAAAUAACCAUGGAUUCUGUUCCAAACUACCAGCAAUAUCUUUUCACCACCACCAUAGUACUGCUCUGCAUUCUAUUCUUCAAUUCCUUGAUAACAAAAAUCAAUAGAAAAAAAUCUAGUCGUAAUAGGGCACCUGAACCGAAGGGUGCAUGGCCUAUAAUUGGUCACCUCCCUCUUUUAAGAGGAGCAGACCUUCCUCACGUGGCAGUGGGUAACUUGGCCGACAAGUAUGGACCAAUCUUUUCCUUCCGAAUCGGUUUGAAACCAGCAAUUGUUGUAAGUUCUAUGGAGGUAGCGAGGGAAAUUUACGGCCACAACGAUAGGGUAUGGUCCUCAAGACCAACUCGAAUAGCUAUGAAGCACAUGGGUUACGGCACCGCAAUGUAUGCGUUCUCACCUUACGGACAUUAUUGGCGGGAACUUCGGAAAAUGGUGAAGCAAGAAUUUCUUUCUAACAGUAGGUUAGAGUUGAUAAAGCAUGUGUGGGACUCUGAGGUUAACAUAUCCACUAAUGAACUUUACAAGAACGUUGUAUCUGGUGGCAGUGCAGGGGGUUUGGUGGAUAUGAAGAAAUGGUUUGAGGUUUUCACGUUGAAUACGUCUGUUAGGGUGAUUGCAGGUAAGCGAUAUUUCGGUAGUACUUGCGGUCCUUCUGAUCAAUUAGGAGGGGAAAAUGCAGUUAGCAAGAGGUAUCAGAAAGCGCUGAAAGAAUUUUUUAGGUUGAUGGCUGUGUUUGUACCAUCGGACACCAUACCAUUUCUCCAAGGAUGGAUAGAUUUUGGUGGUUAUGAAAGGGAGAUGAAGAAAACAGGAAAAGAUCUCGAUUGUAUAGUAAGCGAAUGGUUAGAAGAACAUAAAAUGAAGAGGAAACAGAGAAUAAGCGUAUCAUCAGGAGAUAAUUAUCAAGAGAAGAAAGAAGCAGCGCAUGACUUCAUGGACGUGAUGCUGUCUGUCUUUGAAAGGGACUCGAUGAAGGUCACAGAAGACAAUUUCGAUGCUGAUACAAUAACGAAAGCUACUUGUCUGCAACUGAUCCUUGCUGGUAGUGACUCGACCAUGGUUACCUUACUAUGGGCUUUAUCUUUAGUAGUAAACCAUCCACAUAUGCUAAAGAAGGCUCAUGAUGAGAUGGACAUCCACGUUGGCAAAGAAAGACAAGUGAACGACUCUGACAUCAAGAACCUCGUAUACCUCCAAGCCAUAGUAAAGGAAACGAUGCGUUUAUACCCAGCUGCGCCUCUAUCGACUAGAAAAUCCAUUGAAGACUCUACAAUCGCUGGCUACCACAUCCCGUCGGGGACUCAACUAGUGUUGAAUAUCUCGAAGAUUCAACGUGAUCCACGGGUUUGGAGCAACCCAUCAGAGUUCAAACCAGAGAGAUUUUGCGUGGGUGGUGAACAUGUAGACGUGGACGUUAGAGGUCAGAAUUUUGAACUUAUGCCGUUUGGGGUGGGUCGAAGAUCCUGCCCUGGUUCAUCACUCGCUCUGCAGGUGGUGCACUUGGCAUUAGCUCGUUUGAUACAUGGGUUCGAGUUCAAAACACCAACUGGAGGACCAACUGAUAUGACUGAGAGCAUUGGAUUAACCAACGUAAAAGCCACUCCACUCGAUGUAAUGGUCACCCCUCGCCUCCCUUCUGAACUUUAUACUUGUUAAAGUUACUUCCCUAAUUUUUAUUUUUUUAAACACCUCCCAAUAAUUGUAGAGAGCAUAGACAUUCUUUGCCGUAUAUAAUGUCCCAAUAAUUGUAGAGAGGAUAGACAUU
This is a messenger RNA of Papaver somniferum (opium poppy), 1785 nucleotides long. RefSeq names its product cytochrome P450 CYP82D47-like. Gene Ontology annotation, biological process: defense response to other organism. Gene Ontology annotation, molecular function: monooxygenase activity; oxidoreductase activity, acting on paired donors, with incorporation or reduction of molecular oxygen; iron ion binding. The transcript has 2 exons. Lineage: Eukaryota; Viridiplantae; Streptophyta; Magnoliopsida; Ranunculales; Papaveraceae. The record is from RefSeq and is a predicted model, not a curated record. Bases 30 to 1676 code for a protein of 548 amino acids.